Erinaceus europaeus (western European hedgehog) is the source of this 2570-nucleotide messenger RNA. RefSeq names its product immunoglobulin superfamily containing leucine-rich repeat protein 2-like. Gene Ontology annotation, biological process: positive regulation of axon extension. The record is from RefSeq and is a predicted model, not a curated record. Gene Ontology annotation, cellular component: cell surface. The transcript has a single exon. Gene Ontology annotation, molecular function: protein binding. Bases 3 to 2171 code for a protein of 722 amino acids. Lineage: Eukaryota; Metazoa; Chordata; Mammalia; Eulipotyphla; Erinaceidae.
CGAUGGGGCCCCCCGCGCUGUGGCUGGCCUGGGCGCUGCUGGGCGCGGCGGCCGCGUGUCCGGAGCCGUGCGCCUGCGUGGACAAGUACGCGCACCAGUUCGCCGACUGCGCCUACAAGGAGCUGCGGGAGGUGCCCUCCGGGCUGCCGGCCAACGUGACCACGCUCAGCCUGUCGGCCAACCGCAUCGCCGUGCUCCGGCGCGGGGCCUUCGCCGACGUGGCGCAGGUGACCUCGCUCUGGCUGGCGCACAACGAGGUGCGCUCCGUGGAGCCGGGCGCGCUGGCGCCGCUCACGCAGCUCAAGAACCUGGACCUGAGCCACAACCAGCUGCGGCGCUUCCCCUGGGCCGACCUGCGGGGCCUGGGCGCCCUGCAGCUGCUCAAGCUCAACCACAACCGGCUGCGGGCGCUGCCCCGCCUCGCCCUGGCCGCGCUGCCCGACCUGCGGUCGCUCCGCGUCAACGACAACCGGCUGCGCACGCUGGCGCCCGGCACCUUCGACGGGCUGGGCGCGCUGUCUCACCUGCAGCUCUACCGCAACCCCUUCCACUGCGGCUGCGCGCUGCGCUGGCUGCAGGCCUGGGCCGCCGCCACCCGCGUGUCGCUGCCGGAGCCCGAUGCCAUCGCCUGUGCCUCGCCGCCCGCGCUGCGCGGAGUCCCGGUGCCCCGCCUGCCCGCGCUGGCCUGUGCGCCGCCCGCCGUGCGCCUGAGCGCCGAGCCCGCCCCGGAGGCCCUGCGCGCCGGCCAGCCGCUGCUGCUGCACUGCCAGGCUGAGGGCCAGCCCGCGCCCAGCGUCCAGUGGCACCUGCAGCUCCCCGGCGGCACGGUGGUCCUGGAGGCACUGGCGGAGGGCGGGGAGGACGCGGGGGGUGAGGAAGACGAGGAGGAGGAGGAGGAGGAGGAGGAGGAGGAGGAGGGCCAGGAGGGCGAGGAGGCCUCCACCCCCACCCCCGCCCCCGCCCCGCUCCCGCUCCCCGCCUGGCCCGAGCCCCCCGCCGCCCCGCGGCUGCUGGCCCUGGCCAACGGCUCGCUGUGGGUGCCCGCGCUGAGCGCCAAGGAGGCGGGCGUCUACUCCUGCCGGGCGCGCAACGAGCUGGGCACCAACUCCUCAUCACUGCGCGUGACGGUGGCUGCGGCCGGGCCCCCCAAGCACUCCGGCGGCGACCCCGACGGCCUGGACCUCACUGAGCGCAAGGCCGCCGCCAAGGGCCGCGAUAACAGCGUGCUGCCCGCCAAGCCCGAGGCCAAGGGCCGGGGUCAGGGCGCGGCGCGGCCUGGGCCGGAGGGGGCGGGCGGCCCAGGGUCCGAGGACGCGGGGCCGGAGGAGGGGACCGAGGGGACCGACGCCCCGGGGUCCGAGCCGCGCUGCGUGCGCGGCGACCCCGCGCGCUACGUGUCCAAUCACGCCUUCAACCGCAGCGCCGAGCUCAAGCCGCGCGCCUUCGAGCUGGGGGUCAUCGCGCUGGACGUGGCGGAGCGCGAGGCGCGGGUGCAGCUGACAGCGGUCUCCGGGCGCGGGGGCUCCGGGGGCGGCCCGGGGGGGCGUCGCGCGCGCCUGCUCUUCCUGUGCCCGGCGGGCGGCGGCGCGGCCGAGCAGUGGUCGCGGGUGGAGGACGGGGUCAACGCCUACUGGUUCCGCGGGCUGCGGCCGGGCACCAACUACUCCGUGUGCCUGGCGCCCGCGGGCGAGGCCUGCCACGUGCAGGUGGUGUUCGCCACCCGCAAGGAGCUGCCGUCGCUGCUGGUCAUCGUGGGCGUGGGCGCCUGCCUGCUGGUGCUGGCCACCGUGCCGCUGGUGGCCGCCGCCUGCUGCCACCUCCUGGCGCGCGCGCCGGGGAAGCCCUACCGCCUGGUGCUGCGGCCGCGGCCGCCCGAUGCACUGGAUAAGCGCAUCGCCGCCGACUUCGACCCGCGCGCGUCCUAUCUGGGGUCCGAGGGGGGCUACGUGGCGGGCGGCGCCGGCGGGGACGGGGACGGGGACGCGGGCGGGGACGCCGGCCAGGGCCUGGGCGCAGGGCCCGGCGGGAACGGGACGGAGGAGUCGCUGUCCAGGGCCAACCCCGAAGAGUUCGAGGCGGGGUCCGAGUACAGUGACCGCCUGCCUCUGGGCGCCGAGGCGCUGGACAUCGAGCCCGAGGUCAACGGUAACUACCGCCAGACGGGGGGCUGAGCUGGGCCUCCAGCCGCCCCCACGCCCCUCCCUGUCCUUGGGGGCCAGCGGCUUCUCCCCUGCCAGCCACCCCGCCCCGCCACCCCCCCCCCCCACUUUCCUGCAAGCUGCUCCCUCCUUCCUUCCCCUUCUCUCUUCACCAAGGCUUCAAGGUAACCCCUUCCCUCCUAGCUGCCCCUUCCCCAGAUCCAGGGCCCCAGCCCCGCCUGUCCCUGACCUGGUGGGUCCCAGGAGCUGGGGUCUUGGACACACCCCCUUAGCUUGGGGGCGCCAAGUUAUCCCUACGACCCGCCCUGUAAUGUCUGUGGAGGCUAGUGCACUCCCCUCCCUAGCUUCCAGUCUGACUUCUCUUGGUCCCCCAGACUGAGCCCCCACCCCCACCCCCGCUGGUGCUAACAC